Messenger RNA from Carassius gibelio (silver crucian carp), 5167 nucleotides. RefSeq names its product sarcolemmal membrane-associated protein. Gene Ontology annotation, biological process: protein localization to plasma membrane; regulation of membrane depolarization during cardiac muscle cell action potential; regulation of voltage-gated sodium channel activity. Gene Ontology annotation, molecular function: protein binding. Bases 1148 to 3670 code for a protein of 840 amino acids. The transcript is spliced from 24 exons. NCBI's taxonomy places the organism in Eukaryota, Metazoa, Chordata, Actinopteri, Cypriniformes, Cyprinidae. The record is from RefSeq and is a predicted model, not a curated record.
GCGGCCCCGCGGCGAUUUGUGGCCGGUUUGUGUGUGUGUAUGUGUAUGUGUGUGUCGCUCUUCAGGAGGACGACUUACUUCCAAUUAUCCUCUUGCACACAGCGAUUUUUCCUCCCGUUUUCAGUGUCACCGAGAGCGGAGACCUCCACGGCUCAUCGCGGGACCGUGUCAUGGACUUUAUUCGUUUAUUGGUUUGUUUUCAGAGGAAUUUACCGCGUCCCUCAGCAAGCUAAGCUAGGUAUCGAGCUCGCGAGCUAAUAACGUUACUGGAUUUGCGCAAAUUCUCCGCACUAGGAAGUUGCACAGACGAAAGAAAUAACUGCUCUGCACCGGAUAAAUCCAUUUGGAAUUAUUAAUACACUCUCUUCCAGUCCAGACGGCUUGAUAAGAAGAAGAUAAAAGGCCAUCGUUACCUCAGCGGAGCUAACGAGCUAACAUGAAGUUAGCCAGCUAACGUUAACGCUUUCGUGUGGAAGAAAACCCCUUCCGAGCUUGCGCAUGUUAUAUGAAUUUCAGAUAGUUAAAAGCUUGGUGAUGUUGGGUUGAAUUGUCUUUGAGCUUUUGUUUUUUUAUAUUGAAUGACUGAGGGGUCUUAUUGAAGGGUUGGGCUGAUGAUCUGUCCUGUAAACUUCAGCCAAAACCACUUACCUUAAUAUUCAUCGGGUUUAGCAUUUACAGUAGUUACGUUAUGUUUUGUAUCCGUUAAUAUAGAAGUCAUUGGCAGUUAAUCUAGAAACGCAUGUUUAAUUUUUUUUGGGUAGGAUAGAUUAGCUGGUCCAACAGGUUAUUAGUUAUAUCAGCGUUGUUGUUGUGGCCAGGCCUAUGGUUGUGAAGGGGGAUGAGAAUGAAUUGUGUUGGGAAAGAGGUGUAAGAGCUCAAGUUGUGGACUGUCAUCUUAAAAAACUGAGUUGUAUGGAAUUGGGCAGCUGGGUUGGCAUCAUGGGGGUAUCGCAAGGGGGCAUGAAGAAGUCAUCUACAUAGUGUCUAAGUACUUUUUAAGUUAUGUAGUCGGUCAACUGGACAGCCUCGUAUUUUUGUGUGUUGUUCUCCUGAUAAUUCAUUAGAAAGAUAGGAGCAACAGGGCAGUCUGGAUCAAGAAACCCUGUCUUUCGUCCCUGGUUGGAUUUGCAUACCCAAGCCAUCCUCAAUGCCUUCAGCACUGGCCGUGUUCACCUGUCGCCCGAAUUCACACCCGUUUCAGGAACGUCAUGUCUAUCUGGAUGAGCCGGUCAGAAUCGGGCGAUCCGUGGCCCGGUGUCGCCCUGCCCAGAACAACGCCACCUUCGACUGCAAAGUGUUGUCCAGGAAUCACGCUCUGGUGUGGUUCGACCACAAGACUGGAAAGUUCUAUCUCCAGGACACCAAGAGCAGCAAUGGCACCUUCAUCAACAGCCAGCGUCUGAGCCGGGGGUCGGAGGAGAGCCCUCCCUGUGAGGUGCUCUCUGGUGACAUCAUUCAGUUUGGGGUGGAUGUGACGGAGAACACCCGGAAAGUCACUCAUGGCUGUAUAGUGUCGACCAUCAAGCUCUUCUUACCAGAUGGCAUGGAAGCUCGGCGGCGUUCAGAUGUUGUUCCAGCACCACUGCCCCUGGCUAUUGAUAAGGUGUCUGCAAAUACACCCAGUAUGUAUUCUCAGGAACUGUUUCAGCUCUCCCAGUACCUGCAGGAGGCCUUACACAGAGAGCAGAUGCUGGAGCAGAAGUUGGCCACUUUACAGAGACUGCUGGCCAGCACACAGGAAGCAUCUGAGAGCAGCUGGCAGGCUUUAAUCGAUGAAGACCGGUUACUCUCUAAAUUGGAGGUGAUGGGGAAUCAGUUGCAAGCAUAUUCCAAAAACCAACCAGAAGAUGGUAUCCGAAAGGAGCUUGUAGCCUUAACAGAGGACAAACACAAUUAUGAGACGACAGCCAAAGAGUCCCUGAAGCGGGUCCUUCAGGAGAAAAUCGAGGUGGUUAGGAAGCUGUCUGAGGUGGAGAGGAGUUUGAGUAACACCGAGGACGAGUGCACACACCUGAGAGAGAUGAAUGAACACACACAGGAGGAGCUCAGAGAACUCGCCAACAAAUACAAUGGAGCCGUCAAUGAAAUCAAGGAUCUGACGGAAAAGAUCAAGUUGGCAGAAGUCAAACACGAGGAUCUCACUCAGAAAGGCCUGAACGAGAAGAAAGAGCUACAGCUGAAGAUUGAAGAGCUGGAGGAUAAGGAGCAGGCGCUUCAAGCUCGAAUCGAAGCUCUGCAAGCAGACAAUGACUUCACGAAUGAGAGACUAACGGCGCUGCAAGUCCGGUUAGAACAGCUGCAGGAGAAAAGCAUAAAGGAGAACAACAGUUUAGACCACUUUCUUUUAAAGAGUGGAGGAGACUGCACUUUAAUCCAACAGUACAUUGAGUGUCAAUCGGUGAGGCAGCUGAAGGAAGCUGUGGACUCUUCCAUUAACAAGCUGUCAAACUUUGAUGAAGUCAUUGAUGCACAUCUUCAGAAUAACCAGACGACAGUGGACAACAGCUUGGCCAGUCCGGACAGACUUAAAGAAAACCAGAUAGACGCUAAAGAGUGUGAUAUGUCAGAUACUCUGAGCCCCAGCAAGGAGAAAAGCAGCGACGACACAUCAGACGGACAGAUGGAUGAACAAGAACUGAACGAGUCCCAGAACAGGGUUUCUCUUCUGAAAGAAAUGGAGUCAGGAGACACUGAGCAGGUCAUUCCUCACCUCCACCGAGAGCUGCAGGAGGCCCAGGAGCUCGCCAACACUGGCAAACAGAAAUGCCUCGAGCUGCAAGCUCUUCUGGAGGAGGAGAGGAGAACCAACAGACAGCAGACGGAAGAAUCUGCGAAACAGAUCCGCUUCUUACAGACUCAACUGGCGAAGCUCCAGUCUGAUAUGGAGGAUUUGCGUGAGCAGAGAGAGAACACUAUCAGCAUCACCCGAGAGGAGCUCUACAGCGCCCAGGAGGAGAUCCUGGUUCUCCGGCACGCCGUGGAGACCGCCACCGCCGAGCGGGAACGAGAGAUCGCCGCCCUGCAGGGAGACCUGAGCACAGUCACCGCCGAACUGGACAAAUGGAGACAGACGGCAGCCAAGUAUGAAGUGGAGAUCAGCAACCUGCAGACCAGCUUCCAGCUCCAGAGCCAGCACCAGGAAAGAGCUAGCCAACUCCAAGGUGAAUUGGAGAAGCUUCAGGCCGAAUGCUCUGGUCUGCAGAAUGAAUGUGACGGUCUGCGGGCUGAGAAGACUACACUCAAGCAGAAACUCCACAGACUAGAGCAAGAGCUCGACAGCUCCAGAGAGCGGAGCGUGACGUUGAGCAGCAGCCUAAACGCUCUGGAGAAAUCCCAGGGUGACCUGGAAAACAAACUGGGCUCGAUACAAGACCAGCACCUACAGGACGCUAGCAAACUGAAGAUCCAGCUGGCUCGAGCUGAAAGCCACACCAGAGACCUGCAGAAGGAGUACGACGAGACUCAGAAUCUGCUCUCAGAUCUCCGGCAGCAGUAUGAGCAGACGGAGCAGGAGAAACGCUCCAUCAACGACGAGCUGGAGCAGUGCAAGGUCAACCUCAAGCUCCUGCAGGAGAAGGGCAGCAAUCCAUCCAUAUUGCAGCCUGUCCAAGCCAUUUCCAUCGGUCUGUUCCUGGCUUUGCUGUAUUGGUGCUUCGGCCAGUUGUGGUAGAAAGAGCGGUUGGAUGCCCUGGAUAACGGUGGUUGCAGCCGUGCUUGCAGUGACAGCAGUGGUGAUUUAUCCCAACUUGUCCAAGAGCUCCUCCUGAGAACCAAUCAGAACACUCGUCUCUACCACCUAGCUCCGCCCUCUGUCCAAUCCCAGUGUCAGCUUUAGCCAACACAGUCUAAACCUGAACGUAAUACCUCGUUUGGACAAUACAGUCCCAAUGUCUGUGUAAAAUGCAAAUGUAUAUAGUAUAGAAAAAAAAAAGAGGGAAUAAAGUUGUGUAAUGCAUAUUAUAGAAUAAAUAAUCUAUCAGCAUUUUUGUCACUCGGAUGGGAAUUUGAAUUAUUAAAAUGGCCUAAACUAGGUCUACCGUUUUGUUUAGCAAGUUUUUGUUUCUUGGACUCUUCUUGUGGUUUGCCAUGUCACUUGUGGUAAUCCAGUUAGAUGUACAAACCAAAUCAGAAUCUGAACUCUAGGGCACAGAGGGGCGAAGUGCCUAUUUUAAAUAUUACUAGGACUAGUUCACAUUGAAGUGCCACUCAUGCAGCGCAUCAUCAAUUCAAAUGGAAAAAAAGUCAAUUUCACAUCGUCUGUGCUGUUAUUGUGUUCAAGCCGACAUGCUUCUAGCACAGUGAUGUUGUUGUUGUUCUCUAUGGCUGUUUCUAUUGUACCUUGUGUAAGCAAAUGUUCACGUCAGAGACACUACAAGUAUCUAGGUGGUUUUCAAAUUCGACGUUCUUGACAUGUUAGGAUUACGGUCAGUGUCAAACCGAUAACGGAAAACGAAAACAAAAGUAGCUUCUUACCAACACACUGUCCUGCUGUUUGGAUGAGAUAGAGCACUUUCCAUCGUUUCAGUACUAAAACUCCUACAGUACCUCCUGAAAAAGGCUCUGGGAUUCUGCUGCCUUACCUGUAACAUAAGUUAGUUCUUACUGAAUGAAAUUAGAUGCAAAGGCUUUAAAAUGAAUGGGGUUAAUGGGUGAAAGAGUCACAAAUCAACUCUCGGGUGAGAGAGAGAAUUAUUUUAAGGGUGAACGGGAAUGGGUUGUUAAAAUGUGGAUGUGCAAGUUGCUUUGAGACUCCAGGAAGAUGAAUUAACCAAUGAUGUGUUUGGUGUGUGGUUCACAUUUGUCUGCUGUGCUGUAAAUAAACAGUCGUGGAGCAAAAAAGCCCAACUCAUCUGGUUCAACGUGUCGAGGAUUUGUUUUUGCAUCUUUUUUUGUUUUACUGGAAAGACACACUGCAACAAAAAUCCAUUGAACACUUCAACAUGGAUUUGACUAUGAAUGCAAAAAAGCAAAGCUUGUAGCACAGAAGGGAUAGCUUUAAACAGAUCUCUUGCAUCGAAAGCAUGAUGUAAUGUUUUAUUUCUAAAAUCCGUUUGGAACAUCGUCCUUCACGUUGGAAGAAUGCUCACAGGCCGUUUGUAAAUAUGUAUGUAUGAAUGUUUGUGUGUAAAUAUGUUAUAGUCACAAAAUAAACAUUGGAUAUAAAUGA